UCUCUCUCUCUCUCUCUCUCUCUCUCUCUCUCUCUCCACCUGACCUUUGAAAUGAGAUUUUAAAUCCAGUGGUAUUAAGUGCUUUCACACCAUUCAUAGCCCUUCAAGCCCCUCUUCACCCCUUUCAAAUUUCAAAACCCCAAAAAAAAAAAAUAAUAAUAAUUAAACAAAAAAUUUUUUGAAUCCGAAACAUUUUAGGGUUCGGAUCUUCCCGAUCCGCUUAAUCCAUCCUCAUUAUCGUUCAUUACCUCUUUCUCAGAUCUUUCAAAAACCCUUUUGCUGUAAUUUUUUUUUUUUUUUUGGAUUGAAUCGAAACCCAAUGGAGUUUUGAUUGUUUGCACGCACUCGAGUUUCUUGUGUGUGAUGGAUUUGGAUAAUGUAGCGGCCACUGAUGGGGUUGAGGUGACCCAUCCAAAUGGCACCUGUGGGCAACUUCCUGCCUCUGGAGAGGAUGAUGUUUCAGACAAUUCUAUAUGUAAAAGUACUGAGACUGUAGUGCCGAAUGGGAAUGCAAAAAUUGUUGUGAAUUUGGAUGAUGGUAAGACUAAUGACUCAUCUACUGGUGAAGUGAAAGAGGAACUAAAUGUUCACAGUACAAACAAUGGUUUGGCUAUUGCAGAGGCUGGGGUAGUGAAAGGUGCUGAUCAUCCAAAGCAGUCCAGAUCACAAAAGGUUCAAGGCACAAGCAAGAAUGAGAAAUCCAUGAGCUCGACAAGUGUUUCAGCUGGUUUGCUUAAGAAGAACAAAGAUGCAAAAGAUGCAAAGGGAACAUCUGUUCAAAAUGGUUCAGUUGCUUUGAGUUCAAACCCAAGACAACCAAUUAAAAGCAGCAGAUCAUUUAAUGAGCGAAAGCAAUCUGGAAAGUCUGAGGCAGCAUUGUCUGAAAGCCUUAUGGAAAAAACGAAGCUGAAGCCUUUGAAGAAAGAAAUUGUUGAUGAUAAAUCUGAAGAAGAAAAUCAGUCUAUUUCUCCUACAUCAGGAGAGGGCAAACCUCGCAGGGUGGGUAUGCUACCAAACUAUGGUUUCAGUUUUAAGUGUGAUGAACGAGCUGAGAGAAGAAGGGAGUUCUACUCAAAACUUGAGGAGAAGAUUCAAGCAAAGGAAGUUGAGAAGAACAACUUGCAAGCCAAGUCCAAGGAAACUCAAGAAGCAGAGAUUAAGAUGCUCAGGAAGAGCCUAAACUUCAAAGCUACUCCAAUGCCUAGCUUCUACCAAGAGCCUCCACCUCCUAAGGUAGAGUUAAAGAAGAUACCAACAACAAGAGCUAAAUCUCCCAAGCUUGGGCGAAGGAAGAGCUUACCUCCCGUUGAUUCUAAAGGAAACAGUAACGCAACCAAUCCAUCUGGCAGGCUGAGUCUGGAUGAGAAAGUUUCUCAAAACCCUACCAGAGGAUCUCUUGUGCAUCCAAAGAAGCCACAACGGAAGUCUCUUCCUACACUUCCAUCCGAAAAGGCCUCAUUACCCAAUACAGUAAAUGGGCGCAAAACCAAUGCUUCCAAGGCAAAUGUGGAAAAGACAAAUGGACUUAAUGCAAAAAAUGAAGAAAAAACUUCCAAUGCAAAUGAAAAGCAGACCAUGCAAUCCAAUACAACGAAUGAAACUGGAUCUUGCACCCAAGAACAGGAGGGAAUUCACGAGGCUGAGCCUGGUGAAACUCAGCUCCUAAAAGAAAAGAACCAAAUGGUUGACGAGCAAUGUCAGCCCACCCUGGCUCAAGAACCUGUGGCAUUGGAGCUUUGAGCAGUAGGGACAGAGAAAUGGAUGCACAUAGAAAAGGCCUGAAUGACUCCAUACAUCAAAAUAAAGGAAUAGACCUCUAUUAUUCAAGGAAGAAGGCAUGAAGGAAUUUCGUGUUAUGGUUUGUGAUGUCAUCUUGUCCAUAGUCAGCAGCAUUGGUUGUUUUCUUUUGAUUGAUUUCAAGGUUGCUGGUCUUUGUCAUUGGGAUUCUGCAUUACAGUUUGCAGCAAUGUAUGUAACUAUAACCCAAGUUGUUUCUCUAAUUUAUAUGCUGUCUAAAUCUUUGCAUUAGAUGCAGGUCAUCAUUGGAAAUGUUUGGGAAAUUUUGGUAAAAUCUUCCGGUAGAUAGUUCAUGUUUGGAAGUAUUCUAAAAGCCUAUUCUGUUCAACGACUGGGAAUUAUGAAUGAAUGAAGGCUGAUUUUGUGUGGUGGA
This is a messenger RNA of Ziziphus jujuba (common jujube), 2170 nucleotides long. Its product is annotated as protein WVD2-like 6. The record is from RefSeq and is a predicted model, not a curated record. The transcript has 9 exons. Bases 364 to 1740 code for a protein of 458 amino acids. Lineage: Eukaryota; Viridiplantae; Streptophyta; Magnoliopsida; Rosales; Rhamnaceae. Gene Ontology annotation, molecular function: microtubule binding.